AUUGCUUUUUCCAUUGUUUCUCGUUCGUUGACCUCAUCGCAGUCUCUUGCCCCCCCCCCCGCAUCGAUGGCGUCCAAAAAGUCGAAUGCGCGAUGGAACGCUGCUGCCAGUAGCUCGACGACUCCCAGCAGUCCUGGCACUGGUCUCAGCACUGGCAGCACUGGCAUUAGCAGCAGCAGCAGUAACAAGAGCAGCAGCAGCACAAGCAAGUCCGCCGCGGCCGUCGCUGCCGUCGCCGCUGCUACCUCAGGCGUCACUGGCGGCGGCUUCUCACAGCACGAGUUUGUUGCGAACGUCUAUGGCGAGGACUGGGCGCGCAUGAUGAACUCGACCAACUACGAUCCGUUUGAGCCGCUCGGACACGUCGUUCGCAUCUUACGUCUCAGCUCGGACGAGCACGAGCGAAGCAAGAAACGCGAGGCGUUGGUCAAUGAGUGCAAUCGGCUCGAAGCCAAGAUGGACGAGAUUAUCAGCGUCCACUACAAUGACCUCAAUGAAUCGAUGCGCAUCUUCCAAAACGUGGUCGGUCGCAUCACGGACUCAAAGCAGAGGAUUGUCAAGCUCCGAGCAGGCAUUGCUCGAUGCAAGCAGUUGCUGCAGUUCAAACGUGACAAGCUGCACCAGCUCUGGAUUGAGCACAUCGAGUACAAGGAGAUGAUUCGCCUGUUGGACAAAGUCGAGACGGUUCGUCGUGUGCCAGACCAGAUCGACGUGCUGAUCGGAAGCAACCACUAUUUGCGCGCCACUCGAUUGGUGGUUGAAACAAUCAACACGCUCGAAAUUGACCUGUCGGGCGUCAGUGCUCUGGGAGAUUUGCAACAAGAGCUCCGAGAGAAGAAGAAGAUGUUGUUUGAUGUCAUUCUUGAGGAGCUGCACAAGCAAGUGUAUCAACGGAAUGUCCCAUUCGAGACCAGCGCGGCUGCUGCAAAACGCCGCGCAGAGCAAGCUGCUGCCGCCGCCGACGUUCUAUCUCCGGCCAAGACAACGCAACCCGAACCGCAAAGCGACGACGAGGAUGAAUUUGUUGUCGUUUCCGCCGUCGAGCCAUUCGAUCCCAAGCAUCGCCCAAUGCGAGAUCAUGCUAUCGAUGAUGACAUGACCCCGAACCCCGAGCGUGAUCCUGCCCACUACGUCUUCAUGCUGCUAGAGUCACUUGCGCUGUUGCAGCAGCUUCCUGCGACAGUCAAGGCAUUGGAGCAACGACUGUCGUCAGAGUUGUCUCGCUUGGUUCAAGAUGCCGUGGUCUUUGUUGAGAACACAUUUGUGAUCAACAACCUCAACUCAUCGUCUACAGCGGCGGACAUUGCGUCAUCAAACGUCCACCAGCCCAUGCUGUUGGUGGAGCUGCUCAACGUGGUUUUUGCGCGUCUGUGCGAGGUCUUGAAAUGUCACGUCUUUGUGCUGCAAGUUCUUCGCUACAAAAUUCGUCAGCACGAAACUUCCGUCAAGAGCACGCGAGGUCCCGCAGCGGAGAGUCAACUAGCCGCUGUGGCAUUGUAUUCUGAGAAUGACAUCUGGUCUGCCGUCCAGCACGAGGUUCAACUGCUGCUGUGUGACUACUUGAAUGUCCCGAAAGACACACAUUCCGCCGCAAGCACCUUCUUGUCAUCGAUCAACACGCCCGAGGACAUCAACGACGGUGACAUUUUGCUCAAUCCCAGCAGUUUGUUCCAUCACAAGGCGGCUUCCAAAAAGAAGCUGUUCAGCUUUUCAAAUUCGCACCAUGCAAUGGCCUUGCAAACAGUCACGCGGCAAGAUGAACAGCGGCGAACGCUGUCUGGACUGAGUGGUCUCCCUCAACCGGGGCCACAAGUCGCGAUUGCCAGCGACAUGUACUCUGUGGGCGAGAGCGGCUUUGCAGCCUCCCAUCUGCUUUGUCAUCCAGAUCCGCGCAACGUGGUGCACAUUUUCGCUGCUGUCAUGACCAUGACGCGCCAUGCGGAGACGGAUUUGUUGCCCGAGACAUCAGUCACGAAAGAUACGCUCCGCCAGUUCCUGACGGAUUUCGUCGAUCAGACCUUCUUGCGGCUGGAAAAGGAAGAGGUUACGCGCCGCGCCAAGCUGGCAAUGGAAGAUUCCGACGCAUUCAAAGUCCCUCGUGACGGCCUCAGUUUGGCAAAAGACACGCAGUUCCCUCUGUUGCAUAGCGCCGCAAACGUCGAACGCGUCAUCCGACAAGUCUGCUUCCUUCCGCUCGAAAUGCCGGCGUAUGCCAAUGAAUUCAUGUCCAUGGUGACGACCAUUCUUGACCGCUAUCUCGACUUGUGCCAAAAUGUGACUCGAGGCGCCAUCUCUGGGCGCAAACCCGCGGGAUCGGUUGAAAUCCCCAUCUUAAGCGGCGUCUGGGCCACCAAUGAGCGGAUGGUUGCGGUCAUGCAGCAGUACAACUCUUGGCAGAGGUUGAAAGGUCGACCGGACACGACGGGUGCAUUGAUGGACGAUAGCGACCCUGCGCUUUAUGAAGAGGAGUUCACCUUGCAGUCCGCUAGUCUGGAAAACAAGCCGGUGGCCAAAACAGCGCUCAUUUACGACUUGAGUGCCGUUAGCUUUUUGGCGCAUCUCCAUCACAGCCUGGAAUGGUUUGCUCGUCACGUUCGCCUUCUGUUGCGCCGAUUGGUGCAAAUGCCGGAUGAUUUGUGGAAUGAAUUGUCGCAAGAUCCUCAAGUCAACGCAGCCGCGGCCAUGGCCGACCCGCUGCUGGACAAUACCUCGAGCCUUGCGUCCGCAAAUCAACCCAUUCUCCGUCAAGCUGAUGAAGAUCACAACAUUUCCCCAGCGUUGCUUGCGACUGUGUCACCUGUGGUGGAGCAACUCCGUGAUUUGUCACGCCAGUGCUUGAUGACGCUCCGACUGGAAGUGCGCUCGCGCUGCUUCUACUCGCUUCUUCCCGUGAUGCAGAAGUCCAACUACUACUGCGACCGCGAAGAAACAGAGCCCGAUCCGUUGGUGGCGGGCUUGAACAAGGAGCUCAACAUUUUGGAGGAAACAAUGGCUGCUGCGCUCUCCCCUGCAAAGAUUCGCUUCAUCUUUGACGGCGUGCCACACCUCUGCAAGUCCAUCCUCAUGCGCAAUCUGCACUCCAUCAAGCGUAUCAACAAGCACGGCGUGAACAAGAUGUGUCGCAGCGUGUUUGCUCUGGAACAAAACCUCAGCAACAUUACGAAAACGGGCGAUGUUGGUCUCGAUCGCGCUCGGGCUUACUUUGAGCUGCUUGUUCACAAGCGCGAGGAUAUUCUUGCCGACGUGGAGGCCGAAGGUCCCGGAUUUACGCUGGAAGAGUACAAGGCCAUCUUCGAACUCAUUCACAAGUCCAAGACAAAUGAAGAUCCGACAAUUCACUCUGGAAACAUUGAACGGCUGGAGCUCGCAAUUUCACGAGCCAACACCCGUCUGCGUGUUGCGCCUGCGCGCUCUUCUUCUGCCGUGUAGCGAUGAUUUGAAAACAACAGAUGAAAUGGUGUGUUUCAUGUGACUGUGCUGUUUCGCCUUGUGAACGAUUUGUCCAAGAGCAGCAGCACGGAAUACAUUUGCGUCUCUUUUGCCAAA
This is a messenger RNA of Capsaspora owczarzaki ATCC 30864, 3546 nucleotides long. RefSeq lists its product as hypothetical. Bases 67 to 3429 code for a protein of 1120 amino acids. The record is from RefSeq and is a predicted model, not a curated record. Gene Ontology annotation, biological process: Golgi to plasma membrane transport; exocytosis. The transcript is spliced from 26 exons. Lineage: Eukaryota; Filasterea; Ministeriida; Capsasporidae. Gene Ontology annotation, cellular component: exocyst.